Messenger RNA from Prosopis cineraria, 875 nucleotides. RefSeq names its product transcription factor BHLH3-like. Lineage: Eukaryota; Viridiplantae; Streptophyta; Magnoliopsida; Fabales; Fabaceae. Gene Ontology annotation, molecular function: protein dimerization activity; DNA-binding transcription factor activity; sequence-specific DNA binding. Gene Ontology annotation, biological process: regulation of DNA-templated transcription. The transcript is spliced from 4 exons. The coding region runs from base 233 to 643 and encodes 136 amino acids. The record is from RefSeq and is a predicted model, not a curated record. Gene Ontology annotation, cellular component: nucleus.
CACUCUCCAUUAUUCUAUUCAAGAAGUUGGAGCCAUAUAAUUAAUUCAUUAGUCUCAGGCAUUACACAACUUUCUUGUGGAGGUCUAGGAUGCUGGAUUUGAGAUAUCUGCCACCCCCUAAUGCUCAAAAUCUCACCCGUCAUCUGAGCUAAUAGUUAGAGAAACCUCAUUUGAUUCCCUAAAUGAAGGGUCUAGAUUUUGGACACUAAAGGAGGUGACAGAUACCAAUCCUAUGCCAGAUGGAUUAAAGCUUCCUGUGAAUAAAGCCUCAAUUAUUGUGGAUGCAUCCAAAUACAUAGAGGAGUUGAAGCAAAAAGUGGAGGGACUCAACGCAGAACUUGGAAGCAGCAGCACUGCUAGUGAAUCUUCAUCCUCCUCCCAAAAUCAAUUACCUAAGGUGACAGUGGAAACCCUAGAGAGGGGCUUCCUGAUUAAUGUGUUUUCUGAAAGGAAUUGCCCAGGAAUGCUCGUCUCAAUACUCGAAGCCUUUGAGGUGCUUGGACUUGAAGUUCUUGAUGCUAGGGUUUCUUGUGAAGACGCCUUUCAGCUAGAAGCUGUGGGAGGAGAAAGUCAAGAGAUCGAUGACAUAGAUGCACAAAUGGUGAAGCAAGCGGUGCUACAAGCAAUAAAGGACAUGGAGUGAUCAAAUUGCCCGUGUUGAGGAAGAAGUAGUGAAAAACUGUUCUUGUGUGAUGUUUUCAAGUGUAAAAGUUCGACUUCAUUUUAAAAAAAAAAAACGUUAACGUGUAAGAGUUCAUAUAAAUGAGAUAAUUUACAAGGGUGACACACACACACACACACACAAAAUCUGCAAAAGGCAAAAGCCUAAGGGUGUUUCUUCAAUAAAUGAUUCUUAUAAUAAUCCUUAUAAUUAA